AUGAUCAUUAAGUGGGUGCUCCGUCAUAUUGGCGCUUGCUUGGCUAAGGACGACAACACCCCAAAAGAAGGAUACCUCUACUAUAAUGACGCGUUGAGACAUCAUGAGAGGAGACGUGCUUUCAACAUCUCUGAGUUGAAGCGCCUUGCUGCCCUAGCAGUUCAGCAGAAGGAAGAUGAUGUCGCCAGCUUCGAGAAGCUUGCCGAAGGAGGGUUCAAUCGAAGUUUCAAGAUCACCAUGCGAGACGGCUUCCAAUUUGUUGCACGAAUUCCUUACCCAGUCACUGAACCAAAAUCUCUACUGGUUGCAAGUGAAGUCGCAACAAUAGAUUUUCUCCGUUCUCAUGGCAUUCCAGUUCCUAAAAUAUAUAGUUACUCUGCCGUUGCAGAUAACCCUGCAGGUACAGAAUACAUCUUUAUGGAACUUGUUCAAGGACAAAACCUAGGUGAUAUCUGGUUUACUUUGUCUGAACAGGAGAGGAUAACGCUGGUCACUAAGCUCGUACAACUGGAGUCUCGCCUAUUUGGCUUACAGUUUCCAGCAAGUGGAAGUCUCUAUUACUACGAUGACUUGCCAGCCCAUGAUAACCCGGUCAUUGUUCCAAGUCCCAGUUCAACCCGGUGUUUCUGUCUAGGCCCCGGUACUUCGCUUGGGUUAUGGAAUGGGAAGAGACUCCACUUACCGGUUGAGCGCGGACCAUGUCCCUACUUUACCGAAGAUUUCAAUGAAUUGGAGGAGAUACACCAGGUCCAACAUGCGGAACUUUUCCGCAAGCGUCAACUUCACUAUCUCUAUGUCAAAUUGACUGCGGAGAAGAAUCCUGAGCACUAUGAUGCCUUGACCUAUCAUUUCAGCACCUUACGACGGCAGGUUUUUCACCGUGCCAGUGACCCUUGGAAGGGUGACAAUAUGACCUUGAAAGCUGAUCUGGUUACACUGUCAAGAAAUUGGGGAGAAUUGACCGGUGAUGCGAGGAUACCUUGCCCAAUCUUCUUUUCACGCGACGAAUCGAGCGAAUGUCUGCGACUGGCACGUCAACAAUCUGACGCCGAUAAACAAUUUCAGGCUUGUCAAGAAGCAAUUGGAGUUGCAAAUGAGGGGUGGGUUCCAGUCGAAUACUACGACGAAGCAAAAGGGCGCGAGAGAAAAUUACAAGCAGACGCUCUUGAUGCUGCUGAAACAGAGGAGGAGAGAGUUAGAAUCAACGAAAAUUGGAUUUUUGACGACUUUUGUGAGGAGGAUUACACUUGA
Aspergillus fumigatus Af293 is the source of this 1251-nucleotide messenger RNA. RefSeq lists its product as uncharacterized. Lineage: Eukaryota; Fungi; Ascomycota; Eurotiomycetes; Eurotiales; Aspergillaceae. The record is from RefSeq and is a predicted model, not a curated record. Bases 1 to 1251 code for a protein of 416 amino acids. Gene Ontology annotation, cellular component: mitochondrion. The transcript is spliced from 3 exons.